AUGCUAGGUACCGUGCUAAACGCAUAUUCCGUGACUUUUAAUAUCUGUAGUGACGAUCCCAGGAAAAAGCUAUCCAUUAAUGGAGAUGGGAGAAGCCGGGGAAGGUCACUUAGAUUUAAUACAUUAGUAUUUGGGCGCUGGGAACUGGACCGCUCUUUUGUUUUCCCCUUUAAGUAAAAGAAUCCCACGCAGAAACCAAGAAGGCUGAGAUAAGAAGCAUGCGCAGUGCGACCCAGAAGAAAGCCCUCCGCCUCUCGCUCCCAACCACUGAGGUUUGAGGCGGAAGCAAGCGCUCCUCUCUGUCCUUCUUGCACGCAUGCGCCCUCACCACAUCUUCGGCGCCCAGCCCCACUCCUAGGCAGCGCGCGGGCGGGCGGUUUGAAAGCCAUGGCGGAAUCGGAUCCCUUGGAGGCUACCUUCCAAAGGUCCUUGCAUAUUCAGAAGCUAAAAGCCCGGGAUGUCACGGAGGACGACGUUGUGCGGUGUAUGCAGAAGCAGGCGAAGAUCAUUAAUGGCCCCGGAAUCGGCAGUGACUUGGAUGCGCAGCGGCGGGAGAUGCCGUGCGUGUUCCUGUGCUCUCGCUGCCAGCGGCCCUUGGGGGACUCUCUGAGCUGGGAGGGCACCGACUUUGAGGGCAACUUCUUCUUUUUGAACGCAGUCUCAGCUAAUGUUUAUGUGGAUAAGGAACAGAAGCUAUCCACUAGAAAAAAUGAAUAUGGCUGCAUGAUUGAAACUUUGAGUUGUAAUGGAUGUUCACUGAAUAUUGGCCAAAUAUACAGAUGUACACCCAGACAUCUUGAUUAUAAGCGAGACUUGUUUUGCUUCGAUGUUUCAUCAGUUGAUGGUUACAUUCUAGGUUCUGCUGAAAAUGAAGCUGUGCCUGAAAAUGAAGAGCCUGUAACUCUUGAUAAGCAAGAUGUAAUGGAAAGCAUUUUAAAGAAGCUGCAAGUUAUCAUGCAUGGAUUGGAGCUAAGGGUGUCCUUGGUUGAAUCAGUUGUUUCAGGUCUUUGUGACACAACAUGAAAGAAAUUUCACAUUUUUUUCCCUACUACUCUUUUGUUUCCCCUUUUGUAUGUAUUGUAAUUUGUUGUAACAAGAAUUAUACUUACGUGAGGUCAUUUUAUUCCCGUUAUGCUUAAGUGAAAAGAGCUUUAAUCAGUUUUAUAACUAUUGAUGUUAUUUUACAACUGUUAAUUAUGGGAUAGAAGUUUCUCUUUUCUGAAUUUUAAUGCUAAAAUUAUGUUUAUAAAAUGUCACUUCCAGAAAACACUAGUGUGGAAUUUAAGAGUUUAUUAUGGAUUCCUUGACCCUCUUUAUCCUUUGUCUCAUUUUUAUAUUCCUUGACUUCAUCUUCCUUACACUUUUUGUUGUCUUAACUGAUGCCUGUUAGCUUGGCUGGUGAAGGGAAGUAUGUUAUUAAAAAAAAUCAAGUCUGGCUAUUAUCACAAACAAAUA
This is a messenger RNA of Gracilinanus agilis (Agile Gracile Mouse Opossum), 1455 nucleotides long. It is a transcript of the gene MIS18A, whose product is annotated as MIS18 kinetochore protein A. The record is from RefSeq and is a predicted model, not a curated record. Lineage: Eukaryota; Metazoa; Chordata; Mammalia; Didelphimorphia; Didelphidae. Gene Ontology annotation, cellular component: nucleus; chromosome, centromeric region; chromatin. Gene Ontology annotation, biological process: CENP-A containing chromatin assembly; chromosome segregation.